AAAUGACCAUCUUUAGCACGACGGCGUUGCCAGAUAGCGGAAUUCGCACCGCAAGAAGCAAUUGCAAGCAUCAAUUUGCAGGAUUUUCAGCUACAAAUGGCUGCCAAAAGCGCCGAGAAAGACAAGGGCGAGGGCCAGGAGCCCGCCGCCACAUUGGAGAACGAGAAUCCUCCUGAUUCUAGCGAGCCGGCAGGACAGAAGGCCGCAGAGAUGGAGACCACGACGCCGACCAAACGCGAUGGAGGACGCAAGCGAAAGCGGCAUUUGUUCAACUCCAUCCGCAGCCAGAUGGAGUUCUAUUUUGGUGACGCCAACCUAAGCAAGGACCGUUUCCUGCGACGCUAUGUCGACCAGGAUCCAUAUGUGCCGCUUGAGGUAUUUCUCACCUUUAACAAGAUCAAGACACUCACACAGGACGCGCAGCAGAUCGCCAAGUCGCUGAGCAACUCCCAGCUCCUAGAGCUAGACGAAUCCGGUCUAAAAGUAAAACGGAAGACAAAACUGCCGAAGCAGCGCGACGUCAACGACAAGACGCUGUAUGUCGAGGCCUUGCCGGCAAAUGCCACCCACGAUUGGUUGAAGGAGGUUUUCAGCCGAUACGGACCGGUGGCAUAUGUCUCCCUGCCCCAUUACCCCGGCACCAAAAGGAUCAAGGAGUUUGCCUUUAUUGAAUUCGAGAAAGCCGGGGCUGUGGAGAAGGCUGUUAAAGCCUUUGAGCAGAUUCAUGGCGUGCUCUCCGUGGAAACUGAUCCGGGUGAGCUGGCCAGCGUGCGCUCCUUCCAACAGCAGCAGCAACAACAACAGGAGAACCAGCAGCAGCAGGAGGAGCUUACUGAGCCGGAAGAGCCUCCCAAGAUAAGCCUAAAAAGGGAAAUACCAGACAAGAGUGGAGAAGGUCUCGAAGCGAAGCGAGUCAAGCUUGAGAAUGAGCAGCCGAGCGGAGUCUCCACUGCGGAGGAAACAGCCAGCGAAACAGAUGCGGAAGCUACAGUAGAAGCAUCCGAGCAGGAUGGCAAGCCAGAGGCGACUGACACCAAGAAGCGACGUCGCAAGCGCAAGAAGAAGGUGAUUAUGGAUAAGCCGAAUAUCGAGCCCAGUGCCUUGGAGCUCAAGGUUCUGCCCAAGACCAGCUGGAGCAGUUUGCGCAACAAGUACUUGAAUCUACAGCGCCGCCUCGUCAGCGAGGCCAAGAGCAAGCAGUGGCGCGAGAAUCAUCCUCAAAAUCAGCAGCAGCAUCACCACCAUCACAACCAUCAGGCUCACAACCACCCGAAUCCCCCCCAGCCCAAGCCAGAAGCCGUUAAGGAGGAGGAGAACAGUGCGGAGGCGUUAAGUGACGGCGGCGGCGAGCCUGGGGGUGGCGCCGGCGGCGAUGGAGUGCCAGUGCCAGUCAAGCGCCGCAAGGCUGUGCACAAAAUGAACAUGAACUUCUAUGGCGCUGGCGGCGUAGAUUCCACCAAGUCCGAGGAGCCUUCCCAGGAGCGCACGCCCCUCUUUAAAUAUGAGCCCGGACUCAUCGUCGAAUGCACUCUCCUCGAGCCCUGCACCAAUGUCAAGGAGUUCAAGGCCGACAUGCGCCAGUAUCCGGAUAUCAAGUACGUGGACAUCAAGGAGUCCGAUCAGGUGGCCCUGCUGCGCCUGGCCACUCCCUUAGCCGCCGAGGAGCUGGUGCGACAGGUGAGCUGCGCGGAGCGCCAGCUGAAGGUGCUUCGUGGCCAGCCUGAGACGCUCUACUGGCGCAAGAUCGAGCAGGAUCGCGAAGCGAAGCUCUCGAAGAAGGUGCGUGUUCAGCAGAAGCGCGGCAGGGAGAAGAUCUCCAAGAUGUUGGCCAAGCACAUCAAGUUCGACGAUGGUGAUGACGAGGUGCCUGGGGGUGCUAUCGACUGAGUGAUAACAUGGGCGGGAGGGCGAAGUUUGUUCUACAGUGCAUAAGAGCCUGCUGGUGUUAAAUCCAACAGCAGAAAAACCAAACGGUCUGAUUUGUUUUAUAAACAACACAACCAAUGUGCAUAGGCAUAGGAAAUACUGCUAGAAAAAUAUUUUAUUUUCGAUUAUUCGUGAAAGUAAAUGCCAAGAAAUAAAACCGAAUAAUACCUUUUAA
Molecule: messenger RNA, 2101 nt
Organism: Drosophila kikkawai
Lineage: Eukaryota; Metazoa; Arthropoda; Insecta; Diptera; Drosophilidae
Gene: Larp7
Product: La related protein 7
Biological process (GO): RNA processing
Cellular component (GO): ribonucleoprotein complex; nucleus
Molecular function (GO): RNA binding
Source: RefSeq, a predicted model, not a curated record